CGAAGAACAGCGAGGAAACGCCGGCUGGUUUGUGCUGUCGUCAGACGGAGACUUACAGGAAGUCGGCUUUAAACCUCUUCAAUUCUUUGUGGAGGACACCGGGAAAAAGGUAACCAAAAUAUCUUUAACAAUGGUGAAGAUUUUUGUAGGUAAUCUGCCCCGAGCGACAGACGAGGAUGAAAUCAAGGCCCUGUUCACUCAGUACGGCACAGUCACAGAAUGCGCCAUCAUCAAAAACUAUGCCUUCGUCCACAUGGAUGACCGCAAGGCCGCCACCAAAGCCAUCAAGAGUCUGCAUCUCUACAAACUUCACGGCACACCGAUCAACGUGGAGGCCAGUCAUGGGAAGAACCAGGGUUCCGUCAAGCUGCAUGUGGCAAACGUAGAGAAGGGAGCUGAUGACGAACUCCGCGCUCUUUUUGAGGAAUAUGGCACAGUCACAGAGUGUGCUGUGGUUAAGAAUUUUGCUUUUGUACACAUGUCAAACUCCGAUGAGGCCAUGGAUGCCAUAAAGGGACUGGACAACACUGAAUUUCAAGGGAAACGCAUCCAUGUUCAGAUUUCCAAGAGCCGUCCCAGACACGACGAACGGGAUGAAUACCCUCCUCCUCCUCCCGACAGGGGUGGCUACUGGCCGCCACGCUACCCAGGAGAAAGGCCCGAGCCGCCCCCACCCAGCUACUUAAGGGGCCGCAUCAGCCACAUGCCCCCAGGUUACCCUGCCCCUCCCCUGCCGCCCCCACCCCCUAGACGAGCCGUUUAUCCUGAGCGUCCCUAUGAGGGCGAGAGGGAGAGAUAUGGCGUGGUAGAUUACUAUGAGAAGUACAGAGCCCGUCCGUAUGGCAUCGCCUCCUAUGAUGACCAGCGUGCUGGCGCCCCUCCUCCUCCUCCGCCUCCCCCCUCAGCCGUCGUCCGAGACCGUCUUAUGACCUCGUCGCUCGACCCGUAUGAGCGUCGCCCCCUUCCUCCUCCUCCUCCGUCCUCGUACUACGCCCGAGAUCGCAGCCCUCUCAGGAGAGCGCCCGGCGCACCAAUGCCCCCGGCUAGUAACGGCUACUCCUAUGAGCGCUCCCAACUUUCUCCGGUUUCCCGGGUCCCUGCAUACGGAGUUCCACGUGCAAGGGACCCCUACGCAGAACGGCUGCCUCCGCCCCCGCCUGCACGCUACGCUUAUUAAGCGAGGCCUCGGCAUGUGAAGGAUUGUCGUCCGACUGCGUCGCCGCUCGCCGCCUCCUGAUGCACGUGACACUAUCCUCUUCCUGUCUGUGGCUGAGCGCGUUAACGUUCUCCUGCGAUGCUCACAGGAGGAACCGAAUUGCCGACGUCCUCGUCUGUUUCUGUUUUUAUUAAUUUGGGACAGUUUUUACACUCGUAUUUUUUUCUUUUUUGCUUCUGGUUGUUUUAGUAUGUAAUUGUGCUGUAGAGUUUUUAUUGCUUGACGUCUGGGGUAGGCGUGUUUUUUUUUUUGUACUUUUUCGUUUGAGUAACUUUACUGUAUGUGACCUUAGACACUGAAAUCAAUUCAGCGACAUCUCUAGGCGACUUUUGUGACUGUAGGUUUAACUGAACUUAACUGUUGGGUAUUAAAUCUAAGCUGCACGUUUGUUCCAUCAUUUACAACUUUUCCAUCGAAAACCAAACCUCUUUGUGGCGUUGCUGUGAAACUUUAAACUGUUAAAACGUGGGAGUUUGAUAAAUAUAGAAAGUAAGUGGGAAGCCACCGCAAAGCGUUCACAUGUCUACUGCUAAACUUUCAUUUUUCAUGACGGAUUUGGGCAGUGAUGUUCUUCACAGAUGUGGUCAGAAUGAUGCCCAGCGCCGAAACACCUCAUCAGAGCAACCGUUUAAACUGAUUCAAAUACUCCUCUGGGAGCUGUCGAAAACAUAUUUAAUAAUCAUGCGUUUGUUAGUGACGAAAUGACGGAUAAACUUGUUAACAUCGUCACGCUGAUUAAUGAAAUCUCUGGUCUUGUCAGCUGUUGUCAUCCAUCAGCGAGCCCUCUCACUUGCCCCCUCUCUGUGCCGAAAUAUUUGCUUUUCCACCUUAGAAUGGAAGUAAAGAAAGGCGUAACGCUCCAAGCUCAUUUAAGCAAAUACGAUUUCAUAGCCGAGACUAGUUUACCUUGAAUCUGGAGGGCAGAUGACAUCAAAGGCUGCUGGAGACCUUCAGAGUAAACAGGUAAGUCAAGGGUUUGAAUUGGUAACUAAUGCACUCAGCAUGUGUUGGCACUUAAAUGUUUUUGAAGUCAGUUUUCUAGCUAUUCAAAAGAGCUUUGCAGGAGUGGAAAUAAACUGUACAGAUCCAGGAACGUUAGCUAGUACAGAAAACUAUCCAGCUGUAAAUCUGCGGCUCUUUGUUUACCUGUUUUUGUAGGGGAUGUACCACUACUUGUAUAGCUGUCAGGAAGUAGAAUACCAGCAGCAGUCUUCAAAUACAGCUGAACUGGAAAACAGUGGCUGAGUUUUUGGAAAUCAGAGAAGCACUGAGGAUAGCUAGUUAAGCUGCAAAGGGGAUAGUAUUUUUGACUGAAUAUGAAGGAAGCAUUACUUUGAAAAACAAACCUGUACACAUGAAGUUAACUACAAUGAAAUGGGUACAAUAUUUUACACAAAGAUGGAUGUGAGAAACAAUACUUUGCAUUGUAUUUCCACUUUUGGACCUGCAUGAAUAAAAGAUUUGAAGCAAUUAAAA
Acanthochromis polyacanthus (spiny chromis) is the source of this 2692-nucleotide messenger RNA. It is a transcript of the gene rbm4.3, whose product is annotated as RNA binding motif protein 4.3. The record is from RefSeq and is a predicted model, not a curated record. The transcript is spliced from 4 exons. Lineage: Eukaryota; Metazoa; Chordata; Actinopteri; Pomacentridae. Gene Ontology annotation, molecular function: mRNA binding. Gene Ontology annotation, cellular component: cytosol. The coding region runs from base 131 to 1177 and encodes 348 amino acids.